AUGCGUGUGUUUCCAUUGACGACGGCCCUCGGGUCGAUCUUUAUUUCUGCGGCAGCUCUUACUCCCGAAGAGCUUAUCGCGGCUCCGAGACGGGGUGAGGCUAUUCCCAAUCCAUCCGGGGAAGUCGCUCUUUUUUCGACCUCUGAAUACUCUUUCGAGACCCAUGUUACAUCAUCAUGGUGGAGCCUGCUAGAUUUGGAGACUGGAAAAGUGACUCAACUCACUAACGACAGCAAUGUCUCUGAAUUGACUUGGCUAGGGUCUACUGAUUCUGGUCUGUUGUAUAUCAACGGCACUAAUGCCGAGACUCCUGGAGGUACCGAGAUUUGGGUGUCAGACACCUCGGAUUUCACCACCUCUGCGUACAAGGCAGCCUCACUGCCAGCCCGGCUUUCUGGACUCAAGACGGCCACCACCACGUCUGGAGACAUUAACUUCUUGGUGUAUGGGGAGUCCUGGCCCAAUGGAACGGCGUACAAUGAGGAGCUCGCUGCGAAGCCGCUAAGCUCGGCACGUAUCUACGACAGUAUUUACGUCCGCCACUGGGAUAAAUGGAUCACGACGAGAUUCAAUGCCAUCUAUUCGGGGACUCUGAAGAAGAAGAGAGCCGGACAUGGAGCGACAUCCAGCUACACUUCUAGUGGGUCUCUCAGGAACCUUGUCGCAGGAGUCAAGAACCUUGAGUCACCCUAUCCGCCAUUCGGUGAUUCGUCUGAUUAUGACAUUUCUUCCGACGGAAAGUUGGUUGCAUUUAAGAGCAAGGCCCCUGAACUGCCACGUGCAAACAACACUGCUUCGUAUAUUUUUCUUGUGCCUCAUGAUGGAUCUAGAAAGGCUGUAGCUAUCAAUGGUCCGGACAGUCCUGGAACUCCAAAAGGCAUCAAGGGUGAUUCGAGCAGUCCUGUCUUCUCCCCAGAUGGCCGUCACCUUGCAUAUCUCCAAAUGGAAGAUAUCUCCUAUGAGUCGGACCGUCGCACUGUCUACGUUUACACCAUUGGCUCCACUGACACUAUUCGCACAUUGGCCAAGAACUGGGACCGUUCACCUGGGGCGAUCAAGUGGACGGCUGAUGGGAAGAACCUGGUCCUGAACACAGAAGAUUCUGCACGCUCUCGACUCUUCUUACUACCCGCUGAUGCUGGUAAAGAUUUCAAACCUAAGAAUUUUACCGACAGUGGCGCGGUGGCUGCUUACUACGGCCUGCCUGACGGAGACUACUUGGUUUCUGGUUCCGCUAUCUAUACUAGUCGCACAAUUUACACCGCGAAGCCUGGCAAGGGUGUCACAGGUGUGAUCUUCUCUGCCAACGAACUUGACCCCGCCUUGAAGAGCCUUGGUCCAUCGGAUAUUGAUGAGUUCUACUAUAAGGGCAACUGGACAGAUAUAUAUUCCUGGAUCGUCUACCCCUCGAACUUUAACAAGUCAAAGUCAUACCCGCUUUUGUUCUAUAUUCACGGUGGCCCUCAAGGUUCCUGGGCUGACUCCUGGAGCACUCGGUGGAACUACAAGGUCUUCGCCGACCAAGGAUAUGUGGUUGUUGCACCCAAUCCAACUGGUAGCACUGGGUUUGGUGAUGAGCUCACGGAUGUGAUCGCCAACAAUUGGGGAAGCUUCCCCUACGAUGACUUGGUCAAAGGUUGGGAGUAUGUCCGAGAUAACUUGAAUUUUAUCGAUACCGAUCGCGGCGUGGCAGCUGGCGCCAGCUACGGAGGCUUCAUGAUCAACUGGAUCCAGGGUAAUCCUCUAGGCCGCGAGUUCAAGGCGCUGGUCAGCCAUGAUGGCACAUUUGUGGCCGAUGCCAAGUUCAACGGCACGUUCUGGGACAAUCGUGACAACUAUCGUCGAUGGGAUCCAUCGGCUCCAGAGCACAUUAAACAGUUUGCUACCCCACAACUCAUCGUUCACAGUGAUUUGGAUUAUCGUCUUCCCAUCUCCGAGGGUCUGGCGCUUUUCAAUGUCUUGCAAGAGCGAGGUAUUCCAAGCAGGCUACUCAGUUUUCCCGAUGAAAACCAUUGGGUCAUCAACAAGGAAAACAGCCUUGUCUGGCACCAACAGGUUUUGGGAUGGCUGAACAAGUACGCUGGUAUUGAUACCCCAGGAUCAUCAACGACCGCCAUGCCUCCCAAACCUUCCUCCCGUAAGGGCGCCAAGAAGGAGAUCAAAACUGAGACGUCUUCUCCCACUCCCGCUUCCGUCGCCAGUGGUGAGAAUGAGAGUGAGUACAGGUUCAACUUGACUCCUGUCCCAGACCCAGCCUCAGCCCAAUUCCCAUGUACCGAGGAUGAUCUUACCUUGUGCCACGCACCCACUGCUGAUUCCACUGGCUGCCCUAUCUUCGUUUCCAGAAAUGGACGCUGGGACUGGUAUUAUCUUGCCUCUAACAACAACACUACAGAGACUUCUGCUACCCCUGCCAAUCAAACGACCAACGGAAAUAGCAAGAACACAAAGAAGUCUUCACCUCCCAAGAUCAAGAUGGAGGACAUCCCCGAGGCCAAUCCAAGGGUUCAGCGACCGAGAAACCCUCUCUCCACCACAUUCCCCACCGACCUGGACCGCUUCGUUUUACCAUCCUGCACUUCCGAUAGCGACGAUGAUGUCUCGCUGGUUGAAAACACAGCCGAGCAAGCCAGGACCGCCAAGCAUGUGAGGUUCUUUAUGAACACUACCCAUGACAAGCACUUCGUCCCGAUUGAAGUUCCCCCUCUUACUGGAAACGAGAACUGGGACUCCUGGUUGGCCGCCAUGGGCCUGCUCUUCCGCCAGCACUCGGUGUGGCAUAUUGUAACUGCAGAGCUUCAGCCACUGUCCCCUGGCCACAAUCUGUACAUGUGGUACCGGCGCAUGUGCGAGUGUGCAGUCGCCCUUAUCUACGCCAAUGUCUCUGAAGAGGUCCGCAAGACGCCUUGUUUCGUGAGCACCGUGUGCGAAGAUAAUGCUGAUAACCUGAUCACUCAUCUCUACGCUCACUACGCCGAGCCUGAUUCUGCUCACCCUCACGAGGAGUCCGAGCUUGAUUAG
This is a messenger RNA of Penicillium digitatum Pd1, 3021 nucleotides long. NCBI's taxonomy places the organism in Eukaryota, Fungi, Ascomycota, Eurotiomycetes, Eurotiales, Aspergillaceae. The record is from RefSeq and is a predicted model, not a curated record.